AUGACUGUCGAAGAUGGUAGCAAAGAAGAAGUAGAAGAGAAACCCGAAGAUGAAGAAGAAUUGUGCUCAGCCGCUGCUCAAUUAGACAAGUUCGAUCCGCUUGCUUACCUGGAAUCUUUCUAUAAGACUGCUUCCGAAGACACUGCAAUGCAAAUAGUGCUUUUCUUCCUCCCAGGAAUUCUGUACCGGCUACCGCGUACAGUUAGAACAGUCUUAGAUCUAGGAGCUGGCCCAACAGUUUAUCUGCCGAUAGCUCUACGAAAUCAAGCUCUUCAAAUAUUUACCUCCGAUUAUGCACGGAUUAAUCGAGAUGUCUUACAAAGCUGGAUAGAGGGGAAAUCGGCUUUCGACUGGUCAAACGUGUGCCGCUGGAUCUCAAACAUCGAGGCGAGCGAUGAUGAGCCUGCUGUGAUGCAACAAAAAGCAAGAGAGAAGGUUAACGCUGUGCUGGAGGUGAACGUUCAUGAAACGCCCGUCAUUCGAGGGAUUCAUUGGAAAAGAGAAGGAACGAAAAUCCCGGAAAAGUUUCAGGUGGUAUCCACGGUUUUCUGCUUGGAAUAUUCGUGUGAAACGCUGGAAGGCUAUAAAACCGCUGUUAGGAGUGCUUGCAGCCUCGUUGAAGAUGGAGGAUAUUUGAUUCAAGGCGGUGUAAUGGAUGCUACCUCAUACAACUUCGGCGGAAAAAAAUUUAAAUGUCAUUGCUUAAAACGAAUUCAUAUCGAGGAAUCACUCAGGGAUAAUGGUAUGGCCAUAAGCGCUGACGACGGAUACAAAUUUAUUACACAUGAAGAUAUAUUUUUACUGAUUUCACGGAAAAUGAAAUAA
Molecule: messenger RNA, 825 nt
Organism: Necator americanus (New World hookworm)
Lineage: Eukaryota; Metazoa; Nematoda; Chromadorea; Rhabditida; Ancylostomatidae
Exons: 8
Coding region: 1-825 (274 amino acids)
Cellular component (GO): cytosol
Molecular function (GO): N-methyltransferase activity
Source: RefSeq, a predicted model, not a curated record